UCUAGACGGUCACGUGAGACGCGUCGGACCCGUCGCGCCGUUAAUCCGCGCGGCGUCGGCGUCGGUGUCGGCGCGCGCCGGCGGGUGGCCGCGUCCGCCAGGUCGGCGCUGGAGUCCGGAGCGGUCCACCCGGCGCGGGGGUGGCCGGCGGCGGCGGGAGGAAGGAGCCAACGGGCGCCGUCGGAGACAAAUCGCCAUCGGACGCGGCCGCGCGGGUGGCUUCGUCCGCAGUCGGCCAUCGUGGAAGCGUUAUUAGCGCGUGCCCGGCAGUCGGGUGUCGACGGGAGCGAGAAGAGAGUCGGCCAUUGGCAGAGACGGGCGCGUCGACAGUCGACGACAUGUUCGCUUCCGUUCAUGUUUCGCAGUAGACGCAGCUGCCUGAUCCGCCGCUUAUGGAAGAGACGCGGGACCGACGGACAGGCGGAACGCUGGCCCGAGGACCCCGAGGACAAGUCGGCGGCCUACGCCGUGCUCAAGAGGCUGAAGGAGGUGCACCUGGAGGCCCUGGUCCGAGCGGUCGAAUCUCGGGGCGCCGAACCCUCGGACUGCGUGCCCGUGCCGGCGGCCGAGGCCCGCCCGGGCCGGAGGACCUCUUCGCCCCACGUUCUGUGCUGUCGCCUGUGGAGGUGGCCCGAACUCGGACACUCGCAGCAGCUCAAGCGCCUGGCCUGCUGCCGCACGGGGCGCGACUCCACCUCCGUCUGCUGCAACCCCUACCACUGGAGCAGGAUCUGUCAGCCCGCCCGCGCAGACGAGUCGACGCCGUCCGACGGAGGAGGAGGAGGAGGAGGGCGCGUGUGGUGUUACGUCGCCUAUUGGGAACAAUGCACCCGAGUGGGAAGACUGUAUCACGUGUACAAAUCGAGUCUGGACAUUUUCUCUCAGGUGGCUCGAGGCGAGGGUCUGUGCCUUUCCACCCUGGCCCAGAACCACACCACCUCCAACGACAGCGUUCUCAAGACCCGCGACAAGAUCGGACUGGGACUGACGCUGACCCGGGAGGACGACGAGGUGUGGAUCUACAAUCGCUCCGAGCACUCGCUCUUCUUCAACUCCCCCGCCCUGGAUCCUCCCUCCACCCGCAACCUCACCGUUCACAAAUUGCCUCCGGGUCACUCCGUCAAGGUCUUCGAUUACGCCCAGUGCGGUCGGGGGGACGACGACGACGACGACGAAGGGUCCUCGGACGGACCGGUGGACCCCAACGCCGUCCGCGUCAGUUUCGCCAAGGGAUGGGGUCCCAGGUACUCGCGCCGUUUCGUCACUUCCUGCCCGUGCUGGUUGGAGAUUCUGCUGUCCGUCGACAGGUGACGCCCGACCAGUCUUCCCGGAAAUGCCGUCGGGGGGACGACCACUCCUUCCGGUCUUUCCAUUCGAUAGUACAAACUGCGUGAACUCGCGUUGUCUUUUCUUACUCGCACUGCAACAAAUUGCGCGUUCGUAAACGCAUAUACAGUAUAUAAAUAAAUAUAUAUAUUAUAUAUAUAUAUAACAUUAUUUAAGAAUUGUUAUACGAGGAUAAAGGAAGAAGUCCGGGUUUUAUCGAGUAUUUAAAAAGAAGAAAAAAGUGUAGGAGACCCGACGGCGCGCGGACGAUCAAGCCAAGGAAGAGCUUCGCGUUCGCUAAUCGCGCGGAGGAGACGGAGCACAUAUUCGAACGGGUUCUACCUCACGUUCCGCCGUCCGCCACGCCACGCAGCGGCGUUUUCCAACCGUUAGCGACUCCAUCCAUUUUUUGUUUUCCUUGUGUUUUUUCCCCUCUUCCAAUCGAAUGAAAGCGUUCGAAGAGCUGUAAAUAAUAUAAAACAAAUGCGGCGUUUUGUAUCGGAGAGAAGCCAAACCGUCUCUUGAUUCCACCGGAACUUGUAUAAAAUAAGAAAACAAAACAAAAAAAAAGGUUGAAUUGUUAAUGUUUAUAAAAGUAAUAAAUAGCGAAAAAUCUCUCGUACUCUCA
This is a messenger RNA of Centruroides sculpturatus (bark scorpion), 1954 nucleotides long. Its product is annotated as mothers against decapentaplegic homolog 6-like. Gene Ontology annotation, molecular function: transcription regulator inhibitor activity; I-SMAD binding. The coding region runs from base 355 to 1311 and encodes 318 amino acids. The transcript has 2 exons. Gene Ontology annotation, cellular component: heteromeric SMAD protein complex. Gene Ontology annotation, biological process: cell differentiation; regulation of transcription by RNA polymerase II; BMP signaling pathway. NCBI's taxonomy places the organism in Eukaryota, Metazoa, Arthropoda, Arachnida, Scorpiones, Buthidae. The record is from RefSeq and is a predicted model, not a curated record.